This is a messenger RNA of Arachis stenosperma, 594 nucleotides long. Its product is annotated as CRIB domain-containing protein RIC7-like. Lineage: Eukaryota; Viridiplantae; Streptophyta; Magnoliopsida; Fabales; Fabaceae. Bases 1 to 594 code for a protein of 197 amino acids. The record is from RefSeq and is a predicted model, not a curated record. The transcript is spliced from 4 exons.
AUGUCUUCAAGCAACAAGGUCAAAGGACUUCUUAAAGGCCUUAGAUAUAUUUCUCAAAUGUUUGAAACGGAUGCUACUAAAGAGAAAGAAAUACAAAUUGGAUAUCCCACAGAUGUAAAGCAUGUGGCCCAUAUAGGAUAUGAUGGUCCCUCUGUGAAUUCUCCUAGCUGGAUGAACGAGUUCAAACACUCUUCUCCAAGGUCGGCGUCAUCACCUCUUGCUCCCAGCGAUCUUCAAAAUAGAGAACAGGAUAAUUCAACCAACUUCGAAGAUAAAGUGACAAAGAAAAAGGAAUCAAAAGAAUCUCCUACAAAGGAGAAAUCUUCAGACAGGCCUAGACAAUCAAGGAGGUCUUCUAAGUCCAAGGAAUCUCCUUCUAAUGGGCUUAUUCUGGCCCAACAAGAUGUAGAGUCACCAAGAAGUGGCCCACAUGAUAUUCCCAAGAAAGGUAGAACAAGGAAGUCAAAAGAUGCUAAUGGGUCAACUAGGCCCAGGACCAAGGACCAAUCUUCAGAAUCAAGUAACUUGAAUUUUGACUCAACACCCAAGUCUAGGAGCAAGCAGAGGCACAUUGAAGAAAAUGAGCAAAUAUGA